Molecule: messenger RNA, 2370 nt
Organism: Aspergillus homomorphus CBS 101889
Lineage: Eukaryota; Fungi; Ascomycota; Eurotiomycetes; Eurotiales; Aspergillaceae
Gene: admB
Product: ADAM family of metalloprotease ADM-B
Exons: 2
Coding region: 1-2370 (789 amino acids)
Biological process (GO): proteolysis
Molecular function (GO): metalloendopeptidase activity
Source: RefSeq, a predicted model, not a curated record
AUGAGGGUCUUCUCAUACUCCCUCCCGCUCAUUGCAAGCGCAAUAUCCCUUUUUGUCUGGGACGUUCAAGCUCGAUCGCAAUCGCCCAAUGCUAUUCAACACGUCUCAACACUAGACCACCCGACGAUCAGAACACCCUCAAAUCGUGUUGACCAUCUGUCGCAUUUUGACAUCACAUUUAACCUUCGUGACAAAAACCAGCGCGUUAAGCUCGAACUCGAACCUAAUCAUGACAUCCUGGCGGAUGAUGCAUACGUACAAUACCUCGACGCUGAUGGGAAUGUUCGGCGAGCGGAGCCCAUUUCACGACAUGACCACAAAGUAUUCAAGGGAAGGAGUCUAAUCGGACGAGGACAGGGCAUGUGGGAUCCCGUCGGAUCCGCUCGGGUUUAUAUCAAGCAUGACGGUGAACAGCCCUUGUUCGAAGGAGUAUUCAGUGUGCAUGGGGACAACCACCACGUUGAACUGAAGUCGACCUACCUGCAGAAGAAACGCGAUCAGGAUGCCGAUAUUGUCGAUACCAAAGGCGACUAUAUGGUCGUCUAUCGCGACUCGGACAUGUAUCGUGUUCACUCGGAGCUGAAGCGGUCGGUAUUGGGAUCAACAUCAUGCCAAGCCGAUCAAUUGGACUUUAACAUGAACCCUGAUCACCCUGUUCUCUCCUCAUACCAGUCGGAUACAACUCGCUGGGGGGCAAUGUCGGUGAACUCUUUAUUUGGACUGAGCAAGCGGCAAUCGGAUACCGGAAGUGUUUCCGGUAACUCAGGGACCGUGAAUCUGGCGUCGACAAUCGGCGAUACCUCGGGUUGUCCCAAUACGAAGCAAGUAGCAUUGAUUGGUGUAGCUACGGACUGUUCAUUCACAGGCUCUUUCAAGAAUGACACUGCGGCCAAACAGUGGGUCAUCAGUACCGUCAACAGCGCUUCUAGUGUCUACGAAAAGGCCUUUAACAUCUCAAUCGGCCUGCGGAAUCUGACCAUUUCCGAGAGUUCGUGCCCCGAGAAGCCGCCCGCAGCGACUGCAUGGAACAUGCCCUGUUCGAGCGGCAACCUCACCGCCCGUUUGAACAAAUUUUCGGAGUGGCGCGGCGAGCACAGUGACUCCAACGCAUACUGGACACUGUUUAGCGACUGUCCGACCGGCAGCGAAGUGGGUGUCUCCUGGCUGGGCCAGCUGUGCAAUGCGGACGUGACAACCAGCGGCGAAAACAAAGUCAGUGGUGCUAAUGUGGUCGUUCGCUCCUCUGGCGGUGGUUGGCAGAUUUUCGCCCACGAAUCCGGCCAUACCUUUGGUGCGGUGCAUGACUGCGAUCCUGAUACCUGCCAGCAGAAUCUCGAGUCCUCCUCAAAAUGCUGCCCCUUGACCGCUUCUACAUGUGAUGCGAGCGGCAAGUAUAUCAUGAACCCAACGACGGGGACUGAUAUUACCUCGUUCUCACAGUGCACGGUUGGGAAUAUCUGCUCGGCCAUCGGUCGUAACAGCGUCAAGUCGAGCUGUCUCUCGGCCAACCGCGGCGUCACCACCUAUACAGGCAGCCAGUGCGGCAACGGCAUCGUCGAGGAAGGCGAGGACUGUGACUGUGGUGGUGAGGCCGGCUGCGGCGAUAACAAGUGCUGCAAUCCUAAGACUUGCAAAUAUACGUCCGGAUCUGUAUGUGAUGAUUCGAACGACAGCUGCUGCUCGUCAUGCCACUAUGCCUCCGCCGGAACGGUCUGCCGGGCCAGCCGGAGCGAAUGUGAUGUUGCCGAGACAUGCAGCGGCAACUCCAGCUCGUGUCCAACCGACUCGUACAAAGAUGAUGGCACAAAUUGUGGUAGUGACGGAUCCGGCCUGAAGUGUGCCAGUGGCCAAUGCACCAGCCGCGAUUAUCAAUGUCGCAGCGUCAUGGGCAGUGCCUUGCAUGAGAACAAUACGUACGCUUGCUCGGCAUAUAGCUCCUCGUGUGAGUUGAUUUGCAGCUCCUCUUUGCUGGGUCAAUGCUUGGGCUUCAACCAAAAUUUCCUAGACGGUACCCCAUGUGGCAGUGGCGGCUAUUGCAGCAACGGCGACUGCAAGGGACAAAACGUGAAAUCUUGGAUCAACGACCACAAAGCUAUAGUGAUCGGUGUCGCCUGUGCGGUGGGAGGUUUGUUGCUUCUCGCCCUGGUUUCGUGCCUGCUCCGCCGCUGUCGUCGGCCGCGCCCGAUGGCUCGACCUGCACCUCGACCCCCCUAUGGGCCCUGGAAUGGCCCCAUGCCUCCGCCGCCGAUGAACCAGUGGCCCAACAAUGUUCCGGCUCAAGGAUAUCAGGGCUUGUCCGAGCCUCCACCUCCGUAUGCGGCCAGAGGACCGCAAUUCCCGCAAUAUCCGCCUCAAGGGCGUUAUGCAUGA